Closterium sp. Naga37s-1 is the source of this 1701-nucleotide messenger RNA. The record is from the annotation of a GenBank genome assembly. Lineage: Eukaryota; Viridiplantae; Streptophyta; Zygnematophyceae; Desmidiales; Closteriaceae.
AUGACUUCGACGGGCACUCUGUGCAACCUCGCGGGACCAGAAGGGCGAAAGAAGCGCGUGGCGUAUUUCUACGAUCCGGACGUGGGGAAUUACUAUUACGGCCAGGGCCAUCCCAUGAAGCCGCACCGCAUCCGGAUGACCCACAGCCUGCUCAUGCACUACGGCCUGCACACCAAGCUCGAGAUCUUCAAGCCGUUUCCCGCUCGCGAUAAGGACAUGUGCAGGUUCCAUUCAGAUGAUUAUGUGGAGUUUCUCCGAACUGUCACUCCUGAGAACCAGCACGAGCAGCUGCGAAUGCUCAAGCGCUUCAACGUGGGGGAGGACUGCCCGGUCUUUGACGGGCUUUACCAGUUCUGCCAAACCUACACCGGAGGCUCGGUGGGAGGUGCGGUGAAGCUGAACCACGGGCACUCGGACAUUGCGAUCAACUGGGCGGGCGGGUUGCACCAUGCCAAGAAGUGUGAAGCAUCGGGGUUCUGCUACGUGAACGACAUUGUCCUUGCCAUCCUGGAGCUGCUCAAGUACCAUGCGCGAGUGCUCUACAUCGACAUUGACAUCCACCACGGCGACGGCGUGGAGGAGGCGUUUUACACGACGGACCGAGUGAUGACAGUCUCCUUCCACAAGUUUGGCGACUACUUUCCCGGCACAGGCGACUUAAGGGACACGGGGUAUGGGCGCGGCAAGCACUACUCGCUGAACGUGCCUCUCCACGACGGCAUCGACGACGACAGCUACCUCUCGCUCUUCAAGCCCCUCAUCACAAAGGUCAUGGAUGUGUUUCAACCGGGCGCCGUCGUGCUGCAGUGCGGAGCGGACUCGCUAUCGGGAGACCGGCUGGGGUGCUUCAACCUGUCGGUGCGGGGCCACUCGGAGUGUGUGCGGUUUAUGAGAUCUUUCAACGUGCCCCUGCUGCUGCUGGGGGGGGGAGGGUACACCAUCCGUAACGUUGCCCGCUGCUGGUGCUACGAGACGGGAGUAGCGGUGGGGUUGGAGCUAGAAGACCGAAUGCCUUUCAACGACUACUAUGAGUAUUUCGGCCCAGAUUACACACUGCAUAUCACACCCAGCAACAUGGAGAACCAGAACUCGAGGGCAUAUCUAGACUCAGUCCGAACGCGCCUGCUGGAGAACCUGUCAAAGCUGCAGCAUGCUCCCAGUGUGCCCUUCCACACGCGUGCCCCCGACACACAACUACCCGACGAGGAGGAGGAGGAAGCCGACACUCGGCACGAGGACAGGGAAGCGGAUGGGGAUGCACCUUCAGUACUGGAAGGCCCAGCAGCAGCUUCUGUAAAGGAGGAAGUGAAGAGCGGGGGAGGCAAGGGCACAGCAGCAGGAGCAGGAACAGGCGGGGCAGGAGGAGCAGCAGGAGGGGCUGGGGGUGGAGGAGCUGUGACAGGGGAGGGGAAGAAGCGACCUCUACCAGAGGCUUCAGGUCGUCCCCCCACUGCGCGCCCACCUGUCAAGCCCAAGGUGGAGUCUUCACUCAAAGCAGAGCCUGCUUCUACACCAGCUCGAGCUGCCGUACCUGCUGACAAGAAGGAAGAUUCGAUACACGGCAGCUCUCCGUCCACUCGUGGGCUGACACCUGGCGAGGCAGCUGCAGGAGGGGCAAGGGAGAAGGGGAGUGAGAAGGGGUCUGGCAGUGGCUUAUCCCGCAAGGUGUCUCCAUACAGACAAGGGAGCCUGGGUGACUAA